AUGAGCAAGCCCAUCCAGUCUCGUAUACUUAUCCCACCUGCCUCCUGUCCAGGUACGAGUACUCAACUUCAUCCAGUGAGUUCGGUCUCUCGACCCACUUUGGUCACUGAGACGGCCACCAUGAACCUGGCAAGCCAUAAACCUCCAUCAACUUCGGCUUAUGGCCAAUCUUCUGUUGGCUUACUCUGUCCCACCAGUCGCGCCAAGUUCGUAUCCAUUGCUCCACCACUCGCUUCCAGGGCGGCCUCUUCCUCAGCCUCUGGUUCUUUGCUAAGUCGCCAUGCCAAUAAGCCUCUGCCAAAUCUACAGCUCCCCGCUGAAUUAAGUCUACCCGUCCAGUCCAUGGUCAAUGGACAACGACAGAGUCUGCCAGCCAAGCACUUGCUGACAACUGGUGGUCAGCCAGUUUUCGUCAUCACUCGCCAAAUGAAAAUGUCCUCCGGUUGGUUUUACGUUAUCUCUUUUCACUAA
Molecule: messenger RNA, 471 nt
Organism: Protopolystoma xenopodis
Lineage: Eukaryota; Metazoa; Platyhelminthes; Monogenea; Polystomatidea; Polystomatidae
Source: the annotation of a GenBank genome assembly